Molecule: messenger RNA, 4357 nt
Organism: Trypanosoma cruzi
Lineage: Eukaryota; Euglenozoa; Kinetoplastea; Trypanosomatida; Trypanosomatidae
Exons: 1
Cellular component (GO): cytoplasm
Molecular function (GO): ATP hydrolysis activity; ATP binding
Source: RefSeq, a predicted model, not a curated record
UGGAAGGCGUGUCACUCACGAAGUGACAUCUCUUUUUGGGCUUGUGAUGAUGCCGGCUACCACGCAGACAAUUCUUCACGCCGUCCUCUCACGGGCAGCAUCAACAGAACUGGAGACGUGGCGAAAUGAAAUGAGCUCACUUACCGAGAGUGAUGGUGGCGCUAUGGCCGAAAGGAGUUUGGAGACAAUAAAGCGAGACGUCGACCGGCUACUGCGUUUACGCGAUGCACUUGAGCGACUACAGGAGACCGAGCCUAAAGUGCCACAGCUGAGUCUCCGGCAACUGCUGCAUUUAAUCCGCUUUCGUGUUCGCCACCCGGACGACUUUACACCUGGAGUGGAGUCCGCAUUAUUGCUCCCGCUCAUGAAUACACUGACGGCCGAGCAAGUGCGGCAGGCCAUGCAUUCUUGCGGUUUUCAUGGCGUGAGUGAUCACGAGGAGAAGCAAAAACAACAACAACGGCAUCAUGGGACGCGAAAGGGUACAGAAACGGUGGCCGAUCUGUCCGAAGGACGUCGAGGUAAACGCCACGAUGUUCUCACAGAAGUUUCGGCUUUGAAAAAUACCAAUGCUAUCACUGAAUGUCAGGGCUGUGGGUUUAUGCGUGUAUUCGCAGUACAUGGUAGACCUGUUUUUUGCAGCAGUCGUGUAUACUCGGAGGAGGAACGGGCGAUGGUGCCGUAUGUCCCUUACUUCCACUCCAAUCCUGUGCAUGAGUCCAUCAUUGCAUGGCUCGCAAAGCAGUACGCUGUGGGAAACAAUAUCUUGUUAAUUGGGAACCAGGGUGUUGGGAAGAACAAGGUGGUGGACGCUUUUCUUGCGCGUAUAGGCGUGCCACGGCAGUACAUUCAACUCCACCGUGACACAACCGUUGGCACCCUCACAAUCAAUCCUACCGUUGAGGGGGGUCGCGUUAUCUGGUCGGACUCACCGUUAGUGAAGGCGGUGCAGCGUGGGCACUGUCUUGUCGUGGACGAGAUUGACAAGGCACCGGUAGAAGUGGUGCAGGUGCUGAAGGGACUUGUGGAGGAUCACGAGAUGCGUCUCCGCGAUGGACGGCAGAUACGCGGUCCACGGGCACGUGUCGUGGCCGUGGACAGCGACCCCAAGGAAGAGGCAAAUAUCAUUGCUAUGCAUCCGGACUUUCGCAUCAUUGUUCUGGCGAAUCCACCGGGGUUUCCGUUCCAUGGCAACGACUUUUAUCGUGAAUGCGGUGACUUGUUUGCAUCGUAUGUCAUGGGCAACCCAGACGCUCUUUCACAGCUACGCGUACUGAAGGCAUACGGACCAAACCUCCCUGACACCCUGCUGGUGCGACUCAUUAGUGCUUUCCAAAGUCUCCAGAAGAGUUUUGAAGAGGGCCAUCUCACAUAUCCCUUUUCUCUGCGGGAGUUGAUUGCGGUGGUGAAACACAUGGCGGCGUUUCCACAUGAUGGCAUUUACGACGCCCUUAACAACGUAUUCAAUUUUGACGCACGCAACGAAAACACGCUGCACCUUGUCCGUCAGGUGAUGCAUCUUCAUCUUCACCCGCUUGUGAGCGCUGGUGGCAUGCGGCGUCUUCUACCGUUGCGUGCUGGACAGUCCUUGCCACUGCAUGUCUCGCCACAGUCUCUGCAAGUUCCAGCAACGGCGUCAUCAAAAUUGUCAACAACGCCAUCAGUGAGCGAUGCCACAUUACUUCCAGUGCGGUUUCUUACCGAUGCGGACUGCGAUAAACCAUACAUUGCACAGUCCGUUCCCACCUGGUGUGAGCAAUACAAGGAGUCGGAGUUUGCAGCCGUCGUGCCAAACGUCGAGUCAGAGGGAUUUACAGAAUGGCUGGCGGCUCCAAAUAUCCCUUUUCUACGUUCAGGAGAUGUCGUGCUGGGCAUCACGCCUGUGGAAACAGACGUUGACAUGGGGGCUCUCAUCACCCUCGCGGUUCUUUUUUUACGUGAAGAGGCUACCAACGACACGAGUAAUAAUAACAGCAGUCGCAUUAAAAGGAUUCUCCUCGCUAUAGUGGCACCGCCGUCGGUUGCCUCUUUCGGGAUGGUGACGAUGCGUCGUUCACAUCUUUCUUUGGGCCAGAUUCAAUUCUUUGACUUGACGCGUUUUUUUCCCGCUGCUGACCUUUCCUCGUCUUCCUCCGCCUUGGCACCAUCGUUGCAUGCAUUCAAUGCCGAACCUCACAGUUCUUUUCUUGUCACUGAAACACAAGCCGGCUGGCUGAAUGAAGCGUUUGGCGCCCCCAUUCCGCUCGUGGCUGUGGUCGAUGCCCAGUCGGGCCUCGUGCUGCUGAUUAACACUGCUGCGGCUGCGGUUCACUCAUGCGACGUUCCUCCGCGGCAACAAGGGGAGGAAGAAGAAUGUGCUCGAGGCGCCGUAUUACCCGUCCGAAUCGCACCGCCCUCCUGUGAGCCAUCGUUAUGUCUCUGUUCACUCCGACCACUGAGCGGUAUUGUCGCCAUGACGCGACCAAGAAGUCCGGAGUUGUUUGUUUGGAUGAACGGUCAACGUAUUGUCGUAACACUACCCGCAGCGAGUAUCGAUAAAUUGCAGUUCGUGACCGACAAUCUAGCAAUGGUGUCCCUCCGAGUCGGGGAGAAGGUGAGUAAUUGCCUUCUGAAAAUGGCCGUCUCGGCAGACGGUCAAGCAAAGGCGAGUCUUCUUCAUCUUCCUGACGGCAUCUCAGGGGAUAUCGUGGGAUUUGCGGGGAAUCAAGCAACGGCAUUGCCGUCUGAUCAUGCGCUCUUACAACCACUCAAGCUGGAGGAACUGAAGGGGGCUGUCGUUGUGCCAAGCUUUAGCGAGACAAACCGUGGAGACGUUGUGUACAUGACGCUGGACGAGUAUUCACCAGAGAAAAGGAUGUGGUCAGUGCGUUUAUUCACUGACGCCGAUGCCGCAGCCGCCGUUGGUACCGGUUCGCUGCGUGUAAGUCACCCAAAUCAUCAGCUGCUGGCGACUGAAUGGUCCUCGGCAGAGCACCGUGGCAGGAUUGUUGCAGUUGACUUUCAGCAGCACAUGGUGCGCCGCUUUGCUCCCCCACCCACUGCAUCAUCAUCAUCAUCAUCGCAAGAUCCCGGUAUGCCGUUGUUCGCACUGAACGAGGGAACGGGAGUGGCGCUGUGGUACGACAACACUGCACAGCGACUGCUAGUUGCAGAUGUCGUGGAGGAACGUGUGCAAAAACGCUACCGCAACUGGUCUACCUUGCUUGAGGGUUCUGUCAAACAGAUCGGAAACGUUGCUUCAACGACAAGGCAGCCACUCUCGAUGACGUACAGUAAGCCACGUGCGAAGCCCUCCGGCACGCUCAAACACGGCAAGGAGGAUGACGAAGAACAUCACGGCGGCAACACCUACGCGGGUGGUACGGGCGGCACGGAUACUGCAGGGCUUGGUGGGAUUGUCGGGCCGUACCGUCUUGACAAGGGGUGGCCUGUGCACCAGGUUUCACCUGAGGAGAAACAACGGGUACCACCUCACAUUAUUGAAGAGGCAAAACGCAUGGGGAAGGCCGCUCUAGAGGAGCGAUUGCGAGAAAUUGGGAUGAGUGCGAAGGAGUAUGAACAGUACAGGGCACUACAGGAGCGUGUGCAGGCCCCGGUUGCGUUGCUGCGAAGUGUUCUGAGUGGCUUGAAAGCAGCAGAGGGUGAACGCACGUGGCUGCGGGGUCAGACGGAUGGCAUAUGGGAUGACAGCAAGAUUGUGGAGGGCAUCGUUGGUGAACGCAACAUCUACAAGCGCCGGGAAGAAUCCACUGAAACGAACCCGUUUCAGUCUAAACACAAGAAACGUCUGUUGUUCGUACUGGAUGUGAGCGCCAGCAUGUACCGUUUUGAGGGAAUGGACCAUCGAUUGACCAAAUUGUUGGAAUCCACCGUAAUGGUCAUGGAGGCAUUUGCCGGAUUUGAGGAGAAAAUUGACUACGCGAUGGUGGGCCACAAUGGCGACAGCGCAUGCAUUGAGCUGGUUUCUUUUGGCCAUUCACCCGCCAAUCAGAAGGCGCGAAUGGAGGUGUGUCAGCGCAUGGUGGCCCACGCACAAUACUGCUGGUCAGGCGACAACACAGUGGAGGCAAUGCGGCAGAGCAUUGAUCUUGUCACGGCAGAAAAGGGGGAUGCAUAUUUGGUGUUUGUUAUCAGCGAUGCGAACUUGCCGCGGUACGGCAUCCAGCCGAGUGAACUGAGCGCAAUCAUGCGAAGUCACAAGGAGGUACAAAUGUUUUGUAUCUUCAUUGCGACACUGGGUGAGCAGGCAUCAAAUCUGCAGGCAGAGAUGCCGCCUGGUCACGGAUUUGAAUGCUUGGACACGCAGGCGCUGCCACAUAUUCUCAAGCAGAUAUUUUUUUCGGUGAAUCUUCUAUAA